This is a messenger RNA of Dioscorea cayenensis subsp. rotundata (Guinea yam), 336 nucleotides long. RefSeq names its product BURP domain protein RD22-like. NCBI's taxonomy places the organism in Eukaryota, Viridiplantae, Streptophyta, Magnoliopsida, Dioscoreales, Dioscoreaceae. The coding region runs from base 1 to 336 and encodes 111 amino acids. The record is from RefSeq and is a predicted model, not a curated record. The transcript has a single exon.
AUGGAAGGGGAGAGUAAGUUCUGUGCUACGUCAUUAGAAUCCAUGGUGGAGUUUAACAUGAUGAGUUUGGAAACAAGAGACGUGCAUGCAAGCUCAACAAAAGUGAAUGAGAAGAACAAUGAUGCUGAGAUCAAACCAUCCUAUAGUGUUUCUCUGACCGGUGUUUGUGUGAUGGGUGGAGAGAAACUAGUGGUGUGCCAUACACAACAAUACCCAUACAUAGUGUUUUACUGUCAUGCAACAAGGAAGAGGAAGGUGUACACAGUGGCGUUGGAGUGGAAUGAUGGGACAAAGUUGGAGGUUAUAGCUGUGUGCCAUCUUGACACAUCUAAGUAG